UUUUUGUCACCAAGGAGAAGUGUGUAAGCUAUUGGUAAGGAAACAAAACACUUAGGAGAACUUUGUGAAUAGGCAUUUCUACCCACUGUCAUAUAGACAGAGCAGAGCAAUGAGCUGUCAAGAGUUUCAGGGCUGAAUGAAGGAAAAGACUUUCCAUGAUAUGGCACAAAGGAUGACAGAAAACUGCAGAGGGACGACAAUUUCUGUCCGACGGGCAACAGAUAACGAUAAUGGUUGUACAUAAUCUUAGGGAGCUGGAUUUGGAAGCUUGGAAGUAGUAUGUGACAGAAGAUUCUGGAAGGUGUAUGUGUAUAGCUCUUUCUCACUCUCUGGCUGCCCUUAAUUCUGGCAUCAUGUCAACUCAUCAGGGUGGCAGUGUCCGCAGCAUUAGACCAUUUAAAUCCAGUGAAGAAUACCUGUAUGCCAUGAAGGAAGACUUGGCGGAAUGGCUUAAGGACAUGUAUCACCUAGAAAUCAUUGUGGAUAAUUUUACCGAGAUCCUUGAAAACGGAUCAGUGCUCUGUCAGCAUGCCAACAAUGUAACAGAGGUGGCCCGUGAGUUCUCUGUACAAUACCCUCAACUGGCAGAGAAGCUACAGCUGCCUAAAUCAGGAGUGAAGCUCAAUAUGAUGGCUCAACCUGGGACCUUCCUGGCAAGAGAUAAUGUGUCCAAUUUCAUCCAAUGGUGUAGAAAGGAAAUGGAUAUUAAGGAUGUCUUAAUGUUUGAGACAGAGGAUCUGGUACUUCGGAAGAAUGAGAAGAACUUUGUUCUGUGUCUGCUAGAGCUGGCUAGAAGGGCUUCUCGUUUUGGCAUGAGUGCUCCCAUGCUAAUACAAAUGGAAGAGCAGAUAGAGGAAGAGAUCAGGGAAGAAAUGGACCUACCCCCACCGGAGAUCCCAGUUCCUAAGCCUCAAAGAAAACUCUGUGAUUUCAAAAACCUUGACCAAAUGGUUCAGCAUUUGGUGAGCAGAUGUACUUGUCCUGUACAGUUUUCCAUGAUCAAAGUCUCUGAAGGAAAGUACAAAGUUGGAGAAUCCAGCACACUCAUAUUUGUUAGGAUUCUCCGUAAGCAUGUGAUGGUAAGAGUCGGUGGAGGAUGGGACACACUAGAACAUUAUCUGGACAAGCAUGAUCCUUGUCGCUGCACAUCUCUUUCCCACAAGCCAGCUAUAAAACUGGGAAGUCUACAGAAGCAAGUUAGUGCUGUGCACGAGGUCAAGACUCGAUUAACACCAAGGUUAGACAACCCCAGCAAAGUGGAAACAACCCUGAUUGUGAGCAGGUCCCAGAGUCCUCUACCCCCAGUGGAAUGGAGAUCAUAUUCAUCUGGCAGAACCAGGACCACGUCAUCUUCUAACUCACUGGAUAAUAAUGAAAAUAGUCCAACUUUUAAGAUGUCACCUAGUGACAGGAGGAGCAUGUCAACCAGUUAUAGGGCACAUGAACGUUCAGCAACACCCUCUAGGAAGCUAUUCACAGAAGACAAUCCAGAACCCCAGCAGCUUGGUAACCCCCAGUCUGUCAAUUUUAGACACCACCAUUCUACAUCUUCUUUGGCAUCCCAGUUAACUGGAAGUGAAGAAGAAAACUCUUGUCUUUCAGAAGUUUUUUCUGAAUCUCAAAGCAGGAGACAAAUGGGAAGGACCACUGUUAUGAGUUUAAAAGAACCGGCAAUGAAGGAGGCUUUUCUUAGCCACACACAAAGUGCACAUAGAAAAGUGAUGUCAGCAACAGAGCAAAACAAUAUACAGCAAGGUUCAAGAAUUGUCAACCAAUCUAUCAAUUCCCAGGAUUCAAGACCAAAGACACCCUCACGUUUUAUCCGGCCACCCAGUCCCUCUAAGCAGAUCCAUUUUUUCCACAAUCAACAAAACAAAGGAGUGGAACAGAACCCCAAGACCCAGAUUAAUAGUUGCACAAGAUCCCCUUCUCCAGUAAAGCAGACAAGUCUAACAUAUAAGCAAGAGUUUACCAAAAGACCAGCUACACCAAGCAGAAUUAGUUCACAAUACAAGGAUGGUGACAAGUCUGCAGCUACUGAAAUAAUCCCUUCCCAAGAUCAUAUCAAAUCAAAACCAAGUGUUUCUAGUGAAGAAAGAACCAUUAGAACAGGCAGAUCAACACCAACAAUUCAUCUUAACAAAAAUGGAAUAACAUACAGAGAGGUUUCUAAUUUACCUCCGAGAAUGCAACCUAAACCAGAUGCUUUAGAGCUAUCACAUAGCAUAGAACGAGAUUGUAUGUACACUCCUUUACCUAUUGAUCCAGAACAAGAGAAGCAGAUAUACCGGAGCUUAGAGGAUGAAAUCUUAACAAAUAUUAAGGUCCUAGAGGGAGACUCAGAGGAAAAUCACCCAGAGAAUGAUUCCCAUGGCUUUAAUAUGCUUGAAAAAUCAACUCUACCUUUGAAUGCAAGCACUUUAAAGAAUCCUAGCGGACAAGGAAGUGUACCAAGAAGUGGGGUUUACAUAAACACAACGUGGCAGUCAGGAGCUUGCUAUGAUGAUGUAAUCACAGAACUCACCAAAGGCCAUGUUAAGCUCAACAGAGUUGAUGUAGAAAACUGGAUUUCCAAAAUACCUUCAAAAGGUAUGGUAAAAGAAGCAGAAGAAGCACAUACAUCUCAGAGAAACCAGGUACGGGAAAAUGGCCAUACAGGUGCAGUGUCACAAAGAACAAUUGUUAGAAAAAAAACACCAUCCACUGAAAUUAAAGGAAGCAAACCAAAGCAGUUGCCCUCUCAAAGAGCUAGGCAACUGGCACUGGAGAAUAAAAAGAAAACAGUGGACAAUGUAUCUGAAAACCAGGCUUCAACAUUCAGUGGAGACAGUGGAGAAACCGUACAGGAGAAAAUUAAGUUGUCACAAGGGUUAAAGCCUAAAAGAACCCUAAAGAAACCCGAAAGGGUGCCUUCCAUUUAUAAGCUCAAGCUUCGGCCAAAAAUACGUCCACGUAGGGACAACAGGCCAGAAAAAAAGCCAUCCAGGAUUCCAACACCAGUUUCCUACAGACAAAUGCCAAGUAGAAACAAUGGCAAAGCUGUAAAGAGGACACAAAGCUAUCAAGCGAAUAAAACAUCAGCACCACAGACAUUGAAUGAAUCACAGAGCUCAACAGUGAUCUUAGAAGACCUGGAUUCUGAUGAUAAAACCCUUGAGCACUCUGCACCUUCACAGGCUGUGGAAACACCAGUCACUAUUGGAAAUGACCAAAGUAAAACUGAGGAGGAGGAAGAGUCAUGGGUCUAGAUUACUGUAAUCCAUUCAGCUCUGAAUUUAGGCUCAGUCAAGGAUUUACUUUCAGCUAUUUUUAAACAAAGUUACAGGGACACAAGAUAGGACUCUACUUUUACCUCUAUCAUGGGUUACAGUUGGCAAUAACAGUUCUGAUGAAGAUAUUCAUGGUUGAGAAGAAAGUUCUUUUCUAUAAUGAUACUAAUUUGCCACUUUCAUUCCCAGGUCCUUGGGGAAACCUUGAAACUAUCAAGUGUUUUCCUUGAAAUUAAAUAAGUUAAAUGUGCUUAUGAUUCUAUUAUGUUGAAAUACAGAACAUACAUAAUAUUUCAACUUGAUGUUAUGUUGUUAACAUUGAUCUUAAAAAAAAGUGGAUGUUACAUACAGAGACUGAAAUUUACCAGUCUAACAGUUAGUGGGCAAUGUAAAAAAACACCCACAGUUUUCUGGUAACAGCAAGUAUGCCCUUGAUAUUUUCACUUUGAGGGUAAGUUAAAAAAUAUGCUAAAAAAUUUGACCAUUGAAAACAAACAUCAUGAUUGGUUGCUUUGAAUUACUAGUCCAGGUGG
This is a messenger RNA of Xenopus laevis (African clawed frog), 3802 nucleotides long. RefSeq names its product growth arrest specific 2 like 2 L homeolog (gene gas2l2.L). The record is from RefSeq and is a predicted model, not a curated record. Gene Ontology annotation, molecular function: actin filament binding; microtubule binding; cytoskeletal adaptor activity. Gene Ontology annotation, biological process: protein localization to microtubule plus-end; regulation of cilium beat frequency involved in ciliary motility; microtubule bundle formation. The transcript is spliced from 7 exons. The coding region runs from base 306 to 3248 and encodes 980 amino acids. NCBI's taxonomy places the organism in Eukaryota, Metazoa, Chordata, Amphibia, Anura, Pipidae. Gene Ontology annotation, cellular component: microtubule plus-end; cytoskeleton; stress fiber.